AUGCCUCGCGACGGAUCUGGAGCUUCUGACAACGCCGGCGAGGCAACCCAUGACAUUGUCCACGGUGUCGGCGAGAUCAAGGACCCCCACGUCGACCGCGCCGACAAGACCGCACCCCUCCCCGAGGUCGAAAAGGGUCUCGCCAUCGAGGGCCUGUCCGCCAGCGGAGGUUCGAGCCAGGGUCUCGCCAAGGGCGACAGUGCCGGUCAGGGUGGCAGGUCCAACUAA
This is a messenger RNA of Colletotrichum orchidophilum, 228 nucleotides long. RefSeq lists its product as uncharacterized. The transcript has 2 exons. The record is from RefSeq and is a predicted model, not a curated record. NCBI's taxonomy places the organism in Eukaryota, Fungi, Ascomycota, Sordariomycetes, Glomerellales, Glomerellaceae. Bases 1 to 228 code for a protein of 75 amino acids.